AUCUGAAUUAUAUUCAGUAUUAUCAAGGCUGGAGCUUUAAUUUCAGCGGCUGACUUGUACUGAAUCUGAAUUAUAUUCAGUAUUAUCAAGGCUGGAGUUUUAAUAUCAGUGGCUGACUUGUACAAAAUCUGAAUUAUAUUCAGUAUUAUCAAGGCUGGAGCUUUAAUAUCAGUGGCUGACUGGUAAUAAAUUUGAAUUAUAUUCAGUAUCAUCAAGGCUGGAGCCUUAAUAUCAGUGCUGACUUGUACUAAAUCCGAAUUAUAUUCAGUACAUCCUGCUCCUUCUGUGGCCGUGUACCACGCCUGAAAUCCAGCCUACAGCACUAAUCUGAACUAUAUUUUGUACAUCCUGCCCGCUCUGUGGCCAUGUACCAAACCUAAAAUACAGCCUAUAUUAUACUAACGCUGAUACCACAGUGCAUUCUGCCCCCUCUGUGGCAGUGCACUUAGCCAUCUGCCAGUGUAUUCUACCCCCUCCGUGGUCGUACGCUGUGCCAGUUCGGGUCUUUACAUCCUGCCCCCUCCGUGGCAGUGUACUGCACCCAAGUUUCUAUAAGAUGGCAGAACAGCCAGGCAUGUCGCAAUCAGCCAGUAUGAUGCCAGAUCAGCCAGGCAUGUCACAAACAGCCCAGCCACAACACUCCAAGGUGACUAAGUCUAAGCAUGUUAAAGUAAUGGCUAAGACAAAACAUAUUUCCAGCCAUAACAAACCAAAGCGGCCACGCUAUGCCUCUGUGCCAACCACCACCACUACCACAGCAACUCAGGCACACAUAAACGAUAUACUUCAUUCCCCUGCUGCUUUCUCUGACGAGGAGGUUUUUGCUGGCUUUUCCACUCAGCUUUCACCUAACCAGCCUCCCUCCGUUUUACCGCCCCAAACAUCUGCUCCAAUACCGGCUCAGGCACAAACAUCUGCCACAACCGGGCUGCAGCUGUCCCCUGAUUUCUUCUCCCAACUUCAAGCCAUGCUGGCAUUUAUCACCCAAAUGCAGUCACUACCACAAGUUCCGGCCAUACCUCAACUCAACAUGGACCAACAUGCGUGUCAUGAAGCUCAUCCUUCCUGCUCACCAAAUCCCUUCGAUAUCGCCAGAGGCAGAUGUAUUGACGAAGCCUCGUAUGCGGAGGAGUCAACCUUCACUGACCACGUUGAAGGAGAUGACUGGAGCGACGAUUCAGAUCAUGAGGAGGAUACAUCGUAUCGCUUGUUUAAUGCCUCAGACUAUCAGCCCCUGGCACGCAGGGUAGUUAAUACCCUUGGUCUACAGACUGCGCCUUCAACUUCUUCCACACCAGCCAUCAAAGGGGCCAAGGUUCUCAAAUCUCCUGCACUUAUUGAACACUACAUCCCGGUGCCGGACCCAAUUGCCAAAUUGGUAUCUGAAGAAUGGGCUCAACCAUUUCAAUCUCGCCACUUCCAGAACCUGGCUGACAGGCUUUACGCCCUAGCUCCGGACUUUGCCACCAAGUUACACAUCCCUGGCAUAGAUGAACCAAUCGCUCACCUCGUUUCACGAUCCCUUUUGCCCAGGGAAGGGGAAUCCCAACUAAAGGACACUACUGAGCGUCGAAUAGACUUCACCCUCCGCAAAAACCACGAGGCCACUGCCCUAUCCACGCGUGCCUCCGCUUCAGCCUCCAUUUUCUACAGAGCAGCUAUGAUGUGGCUGGAUGGUCUUCUAGAGGACACUAACCCUGAUCCUGUCGCCCUCAGAAGGUCACUGGUACAGUUGCGUAAGACAGCAGCUUUUGUGCCCGAUGCCACCUUGGAUGCCACUCAUUUGGGGGCACGAGCCAUGAUGGCUCAGAUAGUCGCUCGAGGGACCCUCUGGCUUUGCCACUGGCAGGCUGAUUCAGCGGCCAGAAUGAAUCUGGCCAGGUCUCCUUACUCCGGAUCGUUACUCUUCGGCGAGGAAGCUCUAAAGGCAGUGCUGGUUGAUCCCAAAGACGCCCACAAACCGGUUCUGGCCAUUGUCCAGAACAUCGACCAUAGGCCUUCCAGGCACUUUCCUUCCUUCCGUACUAACCAGUCCUUUCAAGGAACGCGGCCAGGAGGACGAGGCCACAAUGUCAGAUUCUAUGACUCCAAUUCAUCCAGGGGCUCCUGGAACCGACGCUUCCAGGGCAGAGACCUACGGCUGGCUUGUCAACGUCGACAAAAGCCAUCUCUAACCAACCCAACGCCUACUACAUCUAGGGGCAAUGUUGGAUACCCUGCAGGCAAUGGUAUUCCUGGCUCCAGAUCGCAUCACUGCCAUCACAAGCAUCGCAAGGUCCCUGAUGUAACAAACAUCAGCAGACGUCAUGCUUCUAGCCAGGGCGCUCGGAAUGUUCAUUUCUACAAUCCAUAUUGUGCCAUGGGCUCGAGACCACACUCGGCAUCUGCAAUGGACCUUACUGCCCUUUCAACAGGACAUUGCCAGCUCCAACCAUUGCAAAGUUCGCUUGAUCCCUGCACUGCGCCUAUCAUUCCGCUGGUGGACGAGGUCCCAACACCUCUCCAAGGGCACGCCGUUCAGAGAACCACACAGAUCUGUUGUAACCACAGAUGCCAGCCUCAUAGACUGGGGAGCCCACUGCAACUCCCAGUACGUUCAGGGGGUUUGGUCCACCACGGAGCAGACUCAAAGCAUCAACUGGCUGGAGCUAAAAGCUGUACAUUUAGCUCUAAUUCAUUUUCAGUCUCUGUUCCCUUUGGACCAUGUCCUCAUUUGAACGGACAACACGCGUGUAAAAUCACAUUUGAACAGACAGGGGGGCACCAGGUCUCGUCCUCUGCAGGACUUACCCUCCCUCACCUUCGUCUGUGCAGAACAUCUACAAUCCCUGAAAGCAGAACAUCUCAGACGGAUUUGGAAUGUGACAGCAGACUGGCUCAGCAGACAACAGGUGUUUCCGGGGGAAUGGAAACUUCACUCAGCCAUUUUCCAUCGUCUUCAGAGUCGGUUCGGCGAAUGCUCAAUCGACCUGUUUGCCUCCAGUCGCAAUUGCCAGCUUCCCAGGUACCUUGCCCGAUACCUGGAUUCAACAGCAGAAGCAAUGGAUGCUCUGACAAUACCGUAGCCAGACGGUCUCUUGUACGCCUUUCCUCCCAUACCAUUGUUAGCCAAAACCUUGAGGAAGGCGUGAGCCGAGAGGGCACAGCUGGUUCUGAUAGCACCAUUUUGGCCACGCCGACCGUGGUUCUCAGAUCUUCUGGCAAUGUCGAUGAUGGAUCCUUGGACACUUCCAAUCAGGCCAGACCUCCUAUCCCAGGGUCCAGUACUGCACCAGGACCCUACUUGGCUCAAUCUAACAGCGUGGCGUUUGAACGGGGACAUUUGAGGUCAGCUGGACUGUCUGACGCUGUGAUUGAUAUUAUUUUAGCCUCGAGAAGACCAUCCACUACUCGUAUUUAUCAACAUACCUGGGUGGCUUUCUCCAAGUGGUGUCAGUCCCACCACCAUGAUCCAUCCCAGGCCACUGUGCAUCAGGUGCUGCAAUUUCUCCAUAGCGGCUUUAUGAUGGGACUUCGACCCAACACUCUACGUCGACAUGCGUCCACUCUGUCGUCCAUUCUCUCAGUGUCCUCCCCUGGAGCUCCUAUUUCCUCACAUCCGUUCAUCAAACCUUUUUUGAGGGGAGUCGCCCUUCGCUCUCCGGCUGUUGUCCAUCGGUUUCCCUCAUGGAGUUUGCCGAAAGUUCUGCAGGCUUUGCAACGCCCUCCGUUUGAACCCAUCAGGACUGUGCCCCUACGUAUGCUGUCCUUCAAGGUCUUGUUUCUGAUCGCAGUCACAUCUGCCAGACGCGUUUCGGAGUUGGGCGCAUUGUCUUCUGCUCGACACCUCUGCGUCUUCCAUAAGGACUCUGUUGUGCUGAAGACUGAUCCUUCCUUUCGUCCCAAGGUCGAUUCAGUUUUUCAUUGCAACCAGGACAUUGUUUUGCCUUCCUUUUGCCCGAAUCCUACCCAUCCUCUCGAGAAGUCUUGGCAUUCGUUAGAUGUCUGGAGGGCUCUCAAGACCUACCUGUCUAGGACCCAAGAGAUUCGACGAACGGAGUCUCUUUUUGUAUCCUUUCAUCCAAGGUUUAUGGGGCAUAAAGUAUCCAAUCCUACCUUAUCCUGUUGGUAGAGGGCAUGUAUUACUUUAGCAUAUGAGUCUCUGAAGCUGUUAGUUCCAGCUAGUAUAACGGCUCAUUCUACCAGGUCAGCUGCCACUUCGGCUGCUUUUGCCACCAAUGGUCCUGUUGCCGAUAUUUGUAGGGCUGCAGUCUGGUCUACCCCACACUCAUUUAUAAGGCAUUAUAAAAUUGAUCGCUAUGCCACUGCUGACGCAUCUUUUGGCAGACGAGUGUUGCAACAGGUUCUUAAUGAGGAUUAGCAUCCGGUCCUACCCUGUAUGGGCUGCUGGGGUACAUCCCGCUGUGAUGGCCGGACUCAUAGGGAAAAUGGACCAUUGGUCUCAUCUGAAGGGUGAUUUUCCUAUGAGUCCGGACAUCACGACCCUCCCAGUUGGAGGAUGACUAUAUAUUUUCUAAUGUGUUCUAUAUUACUGUUACACUAUUAUAUUUAAAUUUAAAAGUGAAGUCAAGACUUCUAGUUCUGUUAUACCGCUAUGUUGGAGUCAUGUUACUAUGCAUGGUACUAUUGUGUUAUUUUCCUGCUGCCAGGCCUGUUGGCCUUGUUCUUGUAUUUUUAGAUAUCUCUCCUUAGACUUGCUGCGAAUGAACUGGAGAGUGGGAGGGGCCUGACGCCCCUAGUCUUGACUUCAAAGACAUUCUUGCCUUCGCACGAUAGGUGGAGCUAAUACCCGCUGUGAUGUCCGGACUCAUAGGAAAAUCACCCUUCAGGAUAUUCCUCUUAAUAUUGGCAGUAUAGAGAUUUUUGCAAAUAUUAUCAAUUUAUUCAUUGGCUUCUACAAUCGUCUCAAGGUGAUGUACAAUAAAACAGUUAAAAUCUGGUAAUAAUUAAAACAAACACAGAAAAGGCAACAUAUGUAUUUAAAACAGAACAAAAUUGACACACAUGGCAGAGACACAUUAAUACAGCUAGGAAAGUAAACAACUCAGGACCACAAAACAGACAGCCUUUCUCUUUUAUCUUAACAUCCUAGUAGGUCUGAAUAGGCCCUAAUCAGACCUGCUAGGAUGUGAAGAUCAUUUAAAGAGGCCUUGUUAACGGUGCUGUAUUUAACAAUAUGUCACUUGGAGGCAACACAGAAAUGGGUUGUUUCUGUAGAGGUGCUCACUCUGCAAUAGCCUCUCCACUCCUAUAAAGGAGGCACCUACGAACAGUAGGGUGCUUCUAAUACAUUUGUAUGCUCAGGCUUUCCCUGACCAGGUAUUAGUUCAUUUUAGAUACUCUGUUGAUUGUUUGCUGUUGAUAUUAUUUAGAGUUUGUUUAUUUUAAUACUUAUUUUACUUCAUAUGUUUUAACAUUUUAUUCUGUAAACCACUUUGGGAUCCUCAGAUGGGAAGUGAUUUAAAGAAACAAAUUUAUUUAUUUUAACAAAAUGUAUAUACCACUUAAUUGUAACAAAACCUCUAAGUGGUUUACAAGAAAUACUAAAAUUUUCUAUAAAAACAAGUAAUUAAAAACAUUUGAAUGCAUUUUUAAUACUGUAGUGAGAACCCAAUUUCUGGGUUCCAACUAGAUAAAUACUUUGAAUUAAUAAAUAAAUUUCUCUACAUUCAGUCUUUCAUUGUGGAUUUUAAUAUUAUAUUAUACUAUAUACUAUUCAGUAUGGGUGUAUGCACACAAAGGGUGGUAUUCAACUAAAUAGUAGCAAUAGCAUAAGGAUUACCACUAGUGCAGUGGAACCUCCCUCUCCCCCCCAUGCAUGCCCCACAUCAUUCCCAAAUCUCUGGUGGGUUGGAGGAAGUGCCAGAGCAGAUUUAGGGGUGUGGUGGAAGAGCAUUCUGUUGCGCAAGGAGAAAUCUUUGGGCUGAUGGAAUGUUAGCCUUAGCACUAUGUUGAAUACAACCUAGAGAGAUCACACUAUAAUCUUUCACUUAUAGCUUUGAAUUAUAGCUCAAACCUUUUUUUCCCCUUCCAUUUUAGGAUCAAACAGCUCCACGGCAAUUAUUGUUG
Rhineura floridana is the source of this 6069-nucleotide messenger RNA. RefSeq lists its product as uncharacterized. NCBI's taxonomy places the organism in Eukaryota, Metazoa, Chordata, Lepidosauria, Squamata, Rhineuridae. The transcript is spliced from 2 exons. The record is from RefSeq and is a predicted model, not a curated record. The coding region runs from base 557 to 4111 and encodes 1184 amino acids.